AUGAAAGCCACCUUCUUUUCCAAAAUAGUAUGUCUUGCCCUAGCAUCUGCCUCUGCUUUUGUAGCAUGCUCAGCAGAUAAAACCUCUGCGCUGAACAGUGAGUCCGGUAACGUGCUGCAGGCUUUCAACGAAAACGAAAUUCAAUGCGUAAGAAACCUAUGCGAAGUCGUGUGCCCUCCAAAGGUAUGCAGGCCAGUGUGCCCUCCUAACCCCUGCGAUGCUAUAUGCCCUCCUAGGCCACUGUGCCCACCAAACCCAUGCAGACCCAUAUGCCCACCAAAUCCAUGUGAAGUUAUAUGCCCUCCUAGGCCGCUGUGCCCACCAAACCCAUGCGAUAACCCAUGCAAUGUGAACAGCUGCACAGACAUGGAGCUGGCACGGUUCUUCUCUUUCCUAUGGAGAAAAAUACGGGCUGUCCAGAAGAAAGGCUCAAAGAAAGAAAUAAAAGCCCUCAAAAGAAAAAUGAUUGGCUUGAUAGCAUACGCAUACUCGCUCCUAAACUGCCAAGAGUGCGCACCAAGAACUCCAGACUUCUACGCUGGAGAGUACUCCAACAUGACCCUAAAGAAUCUUUUCGUUACGCUUAAGUGGGUUGUGUGCAAUCUCAACGAGAAAAACAAAUGCUGCUUCCUCCAGAACGCCGAGGGCAUUUUCUGCUUCUAA
Nematocida minor is the source of this 663-nucleotide messenger RNA. RefSeq lists its product as uncharacterized. The coding region runs from base 1 to 663 and encodes 220 amino acids. The record is from RefSeq and is a predicted model, not a curated record. The transcript has a single exon. Lineage: Eukaryota; Fungi; Microsporidia.